Molecule: messenger RNA, 1123 nt
Organism: Lobosporangium transversale
Lineage: Eukaryota; Fungi; Mortierellomycota; Mortierellomycetes; Mortierellales; Mortierellaceae
Exons: 3
Coding region: 113-1087 (324 amino acids)
Source: RefSeq, a predicted model, not a curated record
AAGGAACAAUAAGCAUCAGCAUCAGUACCAACGUCAGGAUUAGAAUCAAGAUCAGUAUUGAAGGCUUUUAUUCUGUAAUACAUCCAUAUUUACACAUAAUCUUUCAUAUACAAUGCAAUCACCUGCCAGUAGCAUCCAAUCCCCACGGCCACAAGGACGUCCAUCAGCACAACCUCAAGUGCCUUUUGACAAGGAACUGAUGACGUCCCUCCAUGUCCUACUUAAUCAACUUGGAGAAGUUGAGCGACAAGGUCUUGUCAUGUUUCAUAAAAUUGAAGAGUCGUUCAAGCAUCCAUAUACCCAACAAGAAGCCAUUGCCGACACUGCUAAUCUCUUGACUCAACUCGAUACUCUCUCAAAUCAAGCCAAAGCAACAGGAUUCUCUGCCCUAACCAUCCUCCCUAAUUUUGCUUCUAAUGUGGUCUCCACACCAUCUGCCUCCUCUUCAUCAACAACAACUUCAACACAUUUUACAGGGACUCCUAAACCCAACUUUAUGUCCCCACGUAUGCAAAGCCAUAUUCAUAACAACUUGAAUACUCAACAUGGCACCAACAAUAAUAGCACUACUGGGACAGAUACGACCAUGUUCUCACCUGGACCCGCCGUCAGUCUAGUCAAUACACCCGCAGGGUCUACACCAGCCUCAGGUGUGCUCUCUAAUAUGUCAAUAGCUACCACUACCGGCGCUCUCGGUGCUGGUGCGCCCACACCAACUGCCAUUAGCUCUACAGUCGCAACUCCUGUUGGAGCGCCUGCAUCCCUAGGAGUCACUGCGCCUUCACCUUUCCCGAGCUCCGAUGUUAUCAUGUCUUCAUCUACUCCUACAGCUUCUGGAGCCUUGGAUCCAAGUACUCCCUCUCUUACAAUAGGAGCGUUGCCUUCAACGGAUCCAAUGGCUGCAUCGACACCUCAAAUGAAUAACCCUGCUACGCCCGCCACACCUUCUGGCAAUUCAACAAACUCAUCUUCUAUAGCCCUCUCACAAAUGAUGGAUGCGCGGCAACGAGACGUCAAUGCUCAGUUUGCAGAAAAACGGAAACUUCGUGCCAACUUUAAAGUGGCUGCACAAAUGACCAAGAUUUAAAAAAUAAAAUAAAAAUAAAAUAAAAUAUUAACAAAC